Molecule: messenger RNA, 1512 nt
Organism: Loa loa (African eye worm)
Lineage: Eukaryota; Metazoa; Nematoda; Chromadorea; Rhabditida; Onchocercidae
Exons: 14
Coding region: 1-1512 (503 amino acids)
Biological process (GO): signal transduction; nervous system process; chemical synaptic transmission
Cellular component (GO): synapse; neuron projection; postsynaptic membrane
Molecular function (GO): transmembrane signaling receptor activity; acetylcholine-gated monoatomic cation-selective channel activity
Source: RefSeq, a predicted model, not a curated record
AUGUAUCAUCAUUCAUUGAAAACGAUUAUUGUCAACUUCUAUCUUCCCUGUAUUUUCUUUCUAUCAAUUGUUCAUUGUAACAAAGAUGCUAAUCGUUUGUUCGAAGAUUUGUUAGUUGAUUACAAUAAACUUGUUCGACCAGUGGACAAUAAAACAAAUGCCUUGGUUGUCCGUUUUAAGUUGAAAUUGUCGCAACUGCUUGAUGUGCACGAAAAGAAUCAAAUUAUGACAACGAAUGUAUGGCUUCAACAGACAUGGACAGAUAUUAAAUUGAGAUGGAAUCCUGAAGAAUACGGUGGAGUAAAUGUAUUAUAUGUUCCGUCUGAUAUGAUUUGGAUUCCGGAUAUUGUACUUUAUAAUAACGCUGAUGGAAAUUAUCAAGUAUCAUUCUUGACAAAAGCUAAAUUAUCUCCCAAUGGUACUGUAGAAUGGACACCACCAGCUGUUUACAAAAGUAUGUGCCAAAUCAACGUGGAAUGGUUUCCAUUCGAUGAACAAAUUUGUGAAAUGAAAUUUGGUUCAUGGACAUACAGUGGUUCAGAAGUUGAUUUGAAACAUAAAGAUUCAAAUAUUGAACGAAAAAUAAAUGAGAUAACGAUAGGAGUUGAUGGUGAACAUAUUGAAACAAUUUGGAUUGUUGAUAAAGGCAUUGAUCUAAGCGAUUAUUAUCCAAGUGUAGAAUGGGAUAUCAUUGGUGUAACAGGCAAACGUCAUGAAAUUAGAUAUUCAUGUUGUGAAUCACCAUUCAUUGAUCUCACAUUUGAACUUCAUCUCCGUCGAAAAACAUUAUUUUACACCGUCAAUCUCAUUUUUCCAAUUGUUGGAAUCAGCUUUCUUACGGCUUUAGUAUUUUAUUUACCAUCUGGUGGUGGUGAAAAGAUUUCAUUUUGCAUUUCAAUUCUAAUCUCAUUAACCGUAUUUUUUUUAUUGCUUGUUGAAAUAACUCCACCAACUUCUUUGGUAAUUCCAUUGAUUGGAAAAUAUCUGCUUUUUACAAUGGUCCUUGUCACCUUAUCAGUCGUUGUUACUGUUAUAACUUUGAAUGUUCAUAACCGAACACCAACAAUACAUGUAAUGCCGGAAUGGGCCAAAAAAUUUUUCAUCGAAUGGCUACCCAAAUAUUUAUGCAUGCAAAGACCAACACCAAUACGAAUUGAAUUAGCAUCAAUUGAUGCUACCAAUAAUUCGAAGAUAAUCUUAACAAAACGAUCUUGUUUUCGAUUAACUUCAACACCAAUAAAUAGAAAUCGUUCAUCGAUCCUAUCGACAUCGUUUGAACUGGAACAUUUUCCUUGUCUAGCAAGUGCUUCUUCUACUUUCCCCAAAUAUUUCGAAAACUUCAAAUGUAAACAUUGCAAAUCAACAGCCUUACAAAAUGCUGUUGAUAAUGUCACAUUUAUUGCUAAUUAUUUAAAGGACAAUGAAAAUGAUCAGCAGAUAAUUGAAGAUUGGAAGUAUAUAUCAAUGAUAUUGGAUCGAAUAUUUUUAUUUUAUUCACUUCAGCAUGUAUGA